Molecule: messenger RNA, 876 nt
Organism: [Torrubiella] hemipterigena
Lineage: Eukaryota; Fungi; Ascomycota; Sordariomycetes; Hypocreales; Clavicipitaceae
Source: the annotation of a GenBank genome assembly
AUGCUCUCACUACCAGACGCGCCGAACAGCCCUACACGGUUUCAAGGGCUUCUUAGUGCAGAGCAUGAACUCAACGCCAUGCUCCAACUAGACCUGGAUCCAGCUACUGCCCUUGAGAUGUACUUGGAUCCGUUUCUCGGUUGUGAGGAAAAUAUCAUAGUUCCAAGAUCUCCAGCAAAAUCUCCAAGUGUAGAGAACUCUCUGGUGAAAUUCCGCGAGGAGAUGGAACAGCGCAUCGCCGCCAUCGAUACCUACUAUUCAGAAGACCACUCCCAAAUUAUACAGCGCUGCAAGGAUGAAGAUGCUGGCAGCCAAGUUGACAAUCCAGGCACUUCUCUUCUCAUCUGCAGCAAAGACUUCAUCAAUAUCAUCCAAAGACUCGCACCUGCAACCCAUUCAAGCACGCAAACGACUGAUGAGCUUAGUACAGAGCUUGCACUGUUAGUUCUAUCAAGCUACCUUGCGCUCAUGAGGCUCUUUGAUUCUUUAUUUCAUCGCAUCCAUCGGCACCUUUGCAAUGUAUCACUAGAAUCGUAUAGGUCUCUCAAAGUCAAAUCUGUGCUUCGUAUUGGCGGCGUCUCGGCUCUCCAAGACAUGCCGCUUAAGGCCUAUGCCAUGGUAAUUAUCGAUGCCAUUCAAUGCCAAGUACGAACGCUUGAACAGUACAUGGGCAUUCCACGCGAAUACUGUCUAUUUGAUAAACCUACUGUUUCGGAUAUUGCUGAUGCUUCGGGUAUUUUCUCCCGUCCAGAUCGAACACGAUUGUUUUGGGCUGUGAUGGCCCAAGAGGAUUUGAAACCGCAGCGUGAAAGCAGAUCCUACGUCGAUUCGAUCCGAGCGAAUAUCAAGGAGUCCAUGGAGUUUUUUAAUGACUAG